AUGGCAAUUUUCACCACUUUCUCAAAAGCCUCCUCAUUCAUCAACAGACCUUUCCCUCUCCUCCACCCGAAAUGUAUGAGCAAUGUCCCUGAAAACACCGUCUACGGCGGGCCAAAGCCCCAGAACCCUAACCAGAGAGUGACCCUAACCAAUUUAAGGCAAAAGCACCGCAAGGGCGAGCCUAUAACCGUCAUGACCGCGUAUGACUACUCGUCCGCGGUCCAUCUCGACACUGCCGGAAUCGAUGUGUGCGUCGUAGGCGACUCCGCCUCCAUGGUGGUCCAUGGCCAUGACACCACCUUGCCCAUAACAUUAGAUGAGAUGCUCGUGCAUUGUCGCGCGGUGGCUUGUGGAGCCAGGAGGCCUCUGCUUGUUGGGGACCUUCCAUUCGGAACAUACGAGUCGAGCACUCGUCAGGCGGUUGAUACAGCAAUUAGGGUUUUGAAGGAAGGAGGAAUGAAUGCUAUUAAAUUGGAAGGAGGGUCUCCUUCUAGAAUUGCAGCAGCGAAAGCUAUUGUUGAGGCUGGAAUUGCAGUUAUGGGGCACGUUGGACUUACUCCUCAGGCAAUUAGUGUUCUUGGUGGGUUUAGGCCUCAAGGGAGAAAUGUUGCCAGUGCUGUCCAGGUUGUGGAAGCUGCCCUAGCCUUGCAGGAAGCUGGGUGUUUUUCUGUCAUUCUGGAGUGUGUCCCUGCACCUGUGGCUGCGGCUGCAACAUCUGCUCUUCAAAUUCCCACAAUUGGCGUUGGAGCUGGGCCUUUCUGCAGUGGGCAGGCCUUGGUUUACCAUGAUAUACUGGGAAUGUUGCAGCAUCCACGUCAUGCCAAGGUUACUCCAAAGUUCGUUAAGCAGUAUGCACAUGUUGGAGAAGUCAUCAACAAAGCUCUUUUGGAGUACAAGGAAGAGGUCAUAAAUGGUUCAUUCCCUGGUCCUAUCCACAGCCCGUAUAAAAUUAAUGCUGCCGAUGUAAAUAGUUUCUUGAAUGAGUUACAAAAGUUGGGAUUGGACAAGGCAGCCUCUGCAGCUGCUGCAGCAGCUGAUAAUAUUUAGACAGCUGAAUCUUCUAAUGGAGGAAGCCCAACAGGUGACUAAACAUGUGCCAGCACGAGCCUGAUCAAAUUGAGCACUUGCUCUUGUUGUUGAGUGAGUUUUUUUUUUUUUUUUUUUUUUUUUUCAGAUGCGGCCAAGUCUAACUCAUAGAAAGUAGGGCUGACAAGCUCACUUUCUUCAUGCCUUUUAGAUUCCUUUCUCAUUAGUAUAUUUUAAUAUAUUUUUAAUAAAA
Cornus florida is the source of this 1279-nucleotide messenger RNA. Its product is annotated as 3-methyl-2-oxobutanoate hydroxymethyltransferase 1, mitochondrial-like. Gene Ontology annotation, molecular function: magnesium ion binding; 3-methyl-2-oxobutanoate hydroxymethyltransferase activity. Lineage: Eukaryota; Viridiplantae; Streptophyta; Magnoliopsida; Cornales; Cornaceae. The record is from RefSeq and is a predicted model, not a curated record. The transcript is spliced from 5 exons. Gene Ontology annotation, cellular component: mitochondrion. Gene Ontology annotation, biological process: pantothenate biosynthetic process. Bases 1 to 1047 code for a protein of 348 amino acids.